Molecule: messenger RNA, 426 nt
Organism: Centruroides sculpturatus (bark scorpion)
Lineage: Eukaryota; Metazoa; Arthropoda; Arachnida; Scorpiones; Buthidae
Product: protein FAM200A-like
Exons: 1
Coding region: 1-426 (141 amino acids)
Source: RefSeq, a predicted model, not a curated record
AUGGAAGAACAAUUUGAGAAAUACUUUUUAUCAGAUUUAAAUACUGAACAGUUUAUCUGGGUGCAAAAACCAUUCCUUGUAGAAAUGGAACAAGUGAAACAUCUCCCAUUAAGUGCCCAAGAAGAAUUUGCUGAAUUUAGUUGUAAUACAAAACUUAAAACUGAGUUUAGUAAGCAAACAUUGAAUUCUUUUUGGCUUAGUGUGAAAGCAGAGUAUCCACUACUCUCUGAAUUAGCAAUGGCAGUUCUCUUACCAUUUGCAAUCACUUAUUUGUGCGAAAUGGCAUUUUCAGUAAUGACCAACAUCAAAACAAAGCAGUGCUCUUGUCUUUGCAACAUAGAAAUCGCUAUGAGACCUGCACUGACUGAUAUUAAACCCAGGUUUAAUUUAUUGUGCCAAAAUAUGCAGGCUCACCCAUCACAUUAA